Molecule: messenger RNA, 1625 nt
Organism: Scatophagus argus
Lineage: Eukaryota; Metazoa; Chordata; Actinopteri; Scatophagidae
Product: aldo-keto reductase family 1 member B1-like
Exons: 10
Coding region: 145-1095 (316 amino acids)
Cellular component (GO): cytosol
Molecular function (GO): aldose reductase (NADPH) activity
Source: RefSeq, a predicted model, not a curated record
UGCCAGGCAUGACUAAUCAAUCCCAGACGGACUUUCGCUCUUUCCGUUUAUCAAGCCCACCACUCUUAUCCACUUCAAGAGUUUGCUUACACAAACGAUCGCCUAUUUGACUGAUCCUGCUCGAACUGCAACAGGAGAUCCGACAUGAUACCUUCAGUUACACUCAACAAUGGAGCAAAGAUGCCUAUCGUGGGUCUGGGAACAUGGAGGUCAGAGCCAGGCAAGGUGACCGAGGCUGUGAAGGUGGCAAUAAGUGCUGGUUACAGGCACAUCGAUGGUGCAUACGUGUACCAGAAUGAAGAAGAAGUCGGGGCUGGAAUUCAUGCGAUGAUUGACCAAGGAGUGGUGAAGAGGGAGGACCUAUUUGUUGUCAGUAAGCUAUGGUGCACCUUCCACCUUCCAUCUCUGGUGAGGGGAGCAUGUGAGAAGACCCUCAGUGACCUAAAACUGGACUACCUGGACCUUUACCUCAUGCAUUUCCCUUGUGGAGCCAAGCCAGGGGAUGAGCUUUUUCCUUUAGAUGAGAAUGGACAAAUAAUUUCUGAUGGCAGUGACUUCUUGGACACUUGGGAGGAGAUGGAAAAGCUGGUGGAUGCCGGGCUGGUCAAGGCUAUCGGCAUCUCCAACUUCAACAAAGACCAGACUGAAGCCAUCCUCAACAAGCCAGGCCUCAAGUACAAGCCUGCCACCAACCAGAUUGAGUGCCAUCCAUUCCUGACCCAGGAGAAACUGAUCAACUACAGCCACUCCAAGGGCAUCUCAGUGACAGCUUACAGUCCCCUGGGCUCCCCUGACAGACCCUGGGCUUCAUCUGACGAACCCUCUUUGCUGGAGGAACCAAGGAUCAAGGUCAUUGCUAACAAGUACAAGAAGACUCCAGCACAGGUUCUUAUGAGAUUCCACAUCCAGAGGAACGUGAUUGUUCUUGCGAAAUCAGUGACACCCAGUCGAAUCAAGGAAAAUUUCCAGGUGUUUGACUUUGAGUUGAGUGAAGACGACAUGAAGGCAAUACUGAGCAUGAACAAUAAUUGGAGGGGAUUCCCACUACCAUGGGCCUCAAAACACAAAGACUUUCCCCUGAAUGCAGAAUACUAACUCAUCAGACAACAUGCUUCCUGACUAAAGUGAUUAUCAGAACAGUCUGAGAGUCAUUAUUUGUACUUCCUUAGUUUGUAGUGGACCAGAUGCUUGCAAGUCAAAGAAUUAAUUCAAUGACCAUACUUAACACAGUGCUGAACAAAAUCUUUUAUGCAUCCUGUUUCAUGAGGAUAUAGCAAAAUAAAAGUGUGGGGAAACACCAGACGUGGUGUAAAAUAGUCUGUGGGUUGCUCAGGUUGAAAAUGAUCACAAUAAAUGCUAUGAAGCCAAUUAAGCAGGCUUCUCAUCGUGGCAAAUUAACCUUAUGAAGAAGGUUGGGGGGAUAUCCUGUGGACAGAAGUUCACAUUUUAGCAAUAAAGCAGGAUUUGUACAGUGUUUGUAAUUUGCUAGUCCUGUUUCUCUGACAUACUUAUACUGCCUAAUCCUGCAUUUCUUCAUGUUUUUGAAGUAUUUUCAGUACCUAACGAAAUUUGAUUUGCCUUUCUGCAUGAAGUUUGGUAUAUAAAUAAAUUUGCUUUGCCAGUAA